CGGUAGCUUCGCGACCACUCAUCGUUCGGUUGCCGUUGGAACGCGUGUUACAGUGAUGGAUUACUACUACAGCCUUGUGUCGCCCCCGUGCCAGAGUGCAAUGCUGGUCGCGAAGAAGCUCGGGCUUACGCUAAACCUCAAGAAAACGAACGUGCACGAUCCGGUUGAGCGGGAUGCACUUACCAAGCUUAACCCGCAACACACCAUCCCGACGCUGGUCGACAAUGGGCACGUCGUGUGGGAAUCGUACGCGAUCGUGACGUAUCUGGUGGAGGCCCACGGCAAGGAUGACUCGCUCUACCCGAAGGAUCCGAAGGUGCGCUCGGUUGUGAACCAGCGACUGUUCUUCGAUAUCGGCACGCUGUACAAGCGGCUCAUCGACGUGGUGCAUCUGGUGAUGAAGAAGGAACAGCCCACCGACGAACAGAUGGAAAAGCUGAAGAGUGCCAUCGAGCUGUUGGAACACUUUGUCACAGAACGCUCGUAUGCGGCGGCCGAUCAUCUGACGGUGGCGGACAUCUGUCUGCUGAGCACGGUGACCGCAUUGAACUGGCUGAAGUACGAUCUGGAACCGUUCCCACACAUUCGGGCGUGGAUUGCGCGCGUUACCGCCGAAAUUCCUGACUACGCUACUUUCCGCAAGGAUGCGGAGCAGGCGACCAAGGAGUUUAUGGCCAGUCGGAAGUGAGGACGGGAGGGGGUUUACAGUAGGUUGUGGUGGUUGUGGGAAGAGCCGGUAGAGGUUGGCAAUAGAGAGUGAAAAUUGUAUUCUUUCGUGCGAAUGGGGUUGAUGUGAGGUGGAUGUAUCACAGUGAGUUGGCAUUUUCAGAGGUUGAGCUACUGGCAGGGGGGUUGAGCCGAGCCGCGAUACAUUGGCAGAUUGAUGCAGGGCAACUGAGGAGGCUACCCCGGCUACUAGUCAACGCAGUCUCAACAAGUAAAGUACCCUGGACAUUCUAGGGUCACACGUACUCUUACGUUAGCUUUUGAAUUGUCCAAUUUUAGAUGGUACACUCAAACGGUUGAAACUUCGUGGUCGUGGAUACGAAAUUGCACCACUAUACAAUAGACUGUUUUUGACGCCGUCAGCCCUUUCUCACGAGCUCCACUCCGAGCAAUUAGCAGCGACCUUGGUCAUCAAAAUAAAUGUUAACGGCCUCAACGA
This is a messenger RNA of Anopheles stephensi (Asian malaria mosquito), 1165 nucleotides long. Its product is annotated as glutathione S-transferase 1-like. The record is from RefSeq and is a predicted model, not a curated record. Lineage: Eukaryota; Metazoa; Arthropoda; Insecta; Diptera; Culicidae. Gene Ontology annotation, biological process: glutathione metabolic process. The transcript has 2 exons. Gene Ontology annotation, molecular function: glutathione transferase activity. The coding region runs from base 56 to 688 and encodes 210 amino acids.